AUGUGUGUUGACAGUCGAGCAAUCAACAAGAUUACUGUGAGGUACAGGUUUCCUAUUCCUCGACUUGAUGAUUUACUUGAUCAGAUUAGUGGUGCUACUAUUUUUACAAAGUUAGAUUUGAAGAGUGGGUAUUAUCAGAUUCGUCUUAGACCGGGAGACAAGUGGAAAACUGCCUUCAAGACUCGUGAAGGGUUGUAUGAGUGGUUGGUGAUGCCAUUUGGUUUAUCAAACGCACCAAGUACUUUUAUGCGUGUGAUGAAUCAGUUGCUUAGGCCUUUUAUUGGGAAGUUCGUGGUUGUGUAUUUUAAUGACAUUCUCAUUUAUAGUGCUUCUUUCAGCGACCAUGUUGUGCAUGUGAGGCAGGUUUUGGCCUUACUUCGUAGGGACCGUUUUUAUGCAGCCACCAAGAAGUGUGUGUUCAUGACCCCUAACGUGUUAUUCUUGGGGUAUGUUAUUUCUGGUGAUGGGAUACAGGUUGAUGAAUCCAAGGUGGCGGCUGUUCAAAAUUGGCCAACUCCUACUACCAUUACUGAAGUUCGUAACUUCCAUGGGCUUGCUUCUUUUUACAGACGGUUUAUUCCACACUUCAGUUCUAUUAUGGCCCCAGUGACAGAUUGUAUGAAGGGGAAGACGUUUUUAUGGACAGAUGAGGCAGAGCUGGCUUUUCAAGUUUUGAAAGAGAAGCUCACUACAGCACCAAUUCUGGUAUUGCCUGAUUUUUCUCAAGUUUUUGAACUUCAUACUGAUGCCUCAAAGGUUGGAAUUGGUGGGGUUCUUAGUCAGGGUGGUCGACCUGUUGCUUAUUUUAGUGAGAAGUUAACUGGGCCUAAGUUGAGGUACAAUCAUGAUUCCCUAAGGCACAUUCGUACUCAAGACAAGGUAGCUCAUAAACAUGGGCGAUGGUUGGCCUUUCUUGAAAAGUUUACUUUUCUGGUCAAACACAAGACUGGUGUUUCAAAUAGGGUUGCUGACGCCCUAAGCAGGAGGAGUAAUCUGCUUGUAUCCAUGAAGGUUGAUGUGCCGGGUCUGGAGGUCAUUCGUGAGCAGUUAGCCAUUGACCCUUAUUUCUCAGUUAUUUUGCAGGAUGUGGAAACUGGGAAAAAGUCAGACUUUCUUUUGCAUGAUGGUUUUCUGUUCAAGGGGAAUCAACUAUACUGCUAUUCUGACAUAGAGAAAAAUGACAAGCUGCUUGAUGCUUUACCUGCUAAAUGGGAUAUCUACACUCUCAUGAUAAAAGGAGAAGCUGAAUAUGAAACAAAGGAGCUGGAGGAAGUCACAGUAAAUGAAGAUGGUGAUGUGUGUUUUGUGGCUGCUUCAGGAGGAUCAACAGGAGCAAAGAGAACAUCAGCGUCUAAGCAAAGUAGUAGUGUUAAGUCAAUGCCAAUGAGUGUGAAGUCUGCCGAAGAACAUCUUGCACUACUCGCUUCAUUUGUUGCUUCAGAAGGUUCAUAUGAUUGGAGUGUUCACUUGGAAAAUGAUGAGAAUGUCACUCAGGCAUUUAUGGCAGAGAUUGUGCCAGUUGAUGAGGGUGAAGCUACAGUACAUGAUGCUAAAGUUAAGAAAAAGGGUGAAGCUGAGGUAGAUAAGGCGAUAAGGCCGAUCAAGCAACAGAUGCUGAUAAAGAAAAGCCGCAGUCUGAGCAUGAAAGGGAACAUGAAGAGAAAGAUGAAAUCAUCAAAAAACUGGGAGCUCAACUUGCUGCUCUUAUGGCCAACUCAGAAAAAUCGACAGGAGAGGAACUUGCUGAGGUGUUUGGUUGGUGAUCAUGUGAAGGCAUGGGAUCAAAAGUUAUGCCAAGCUGAGUUUGCUCAUAAUCAUGCUGUUAAUAGGAGCACUGGAUAUAGCCCAUUUCAGAUAGUUUAUUCAUCUCAGCCUCGGGGACCGCUUGAUUUGAUGUCUCUUCCUCUUUCUGGAUCUGUUCCUAAGAAAGUUCAAGAUUUUGUGGAGGGUUUACAUGAAGUUCAUAGUGCUGUGUAUGAUCAUUUGACCCGAGCUAAUCUGAAGUAUAAGCAAGCUGCUGAUCAGAAAUGUAGGCAUGUUGAGUUCGAGGAAGGUGAUUUUUUUUGGGCUGUUUUGACUAGAGAUCGUUUUACAGUUGGGGAAUACAACAAGUUAUCAGCGAAGAAGAUUGGCCCAGUUGAAAUGGUGGAGAAGAUCAAUCCGAAUGCAUAUCAUCUGAAACUGCCUAGUCACAUUUGUUGUUCUGAUGUGUUUAACGUGAAGCAUCUGUUGCCUUAUUAUGGAGAGUCUUCUGAUGAUGAACCUGUUGGCAGCUCCGUUGAGGCGUUGUAUGGACGGAAAUGCCGAUCUCCUCUUUGUUGGGCUGAGGUUGGUGACAACCAAAUCACGGGUCCAGAACUCGUACUCGAAACAUCUGAGAAGGUUGUUCAAGUCAGAAACCAUAUGGCGGUAGCUCGUGAUCGCCAGAAAAGCUACGCUGAUAAGCGUAUUAAACCCUUGGAAUUCGCCGUGGGCGACCGUGUUUUAUUGAAAGUUUCACCCAGGAAGGGUAUGGUUCAUUUUAGGAAAUGGGGCAAGCUCAACCCGCGUUAUGUUGGGUCGUUCAAGAUUUUGGAAAGAAUCGGUAAGGUGGCUUGUCGACUUGAGUUUCCUGAUGAACUUGGUAACGUACACAACGUCUUUCACAUCUCUAAUUUAAAGAAGUGUUUGUCCAAUGAAACACUUAUGGUUCCUCUCCAAGAACUGAAAAUCAACGACAAGUUGAAAUUUAUCGAGGAACCUGUCAAAAUCAUCGAACGGGAAGUCAAGGAAUGUGCAUUGUUUGCUAGACGCUAG
Helianthus annuus (common sunflower) is the source of this 2796-nucleotide messenger RNA. RefSeq lists its product as uncharacterized. Gene Ontology annotation, molecular function: nucleic acid binding. The transcript is spliced from 8 exons. The record is from RefSeq and is a predicted model, not a curated record. The coding region runs from base 1 to 2796 and encodes 931 amino acids. NCBI's taxonomy places the organism in Eukaryota, Viridiplantae, Streptophyta, Magnoliopsida, Asterales, Asteraceae.